AUUAGUAAAGACUGUCCAAGAAGUCUGUCUUCGUGCAUGUGCAGAUUUUUAACGUUGUCUUUUUCAAAGAUCAAUUCGCAUAGUGCGAGGAUCAAGAGAAUCAAGUAUGGACGAAAUUUUAGUAAAAGUGGAACAGGGAAUUGUGAGAGGUUCUGUAGCAGAAAAUGUCGAAGGAAGAAAAUAUAUAGUUUUUCAAGGCAUUCCAUAUGCUGAGCCUCCAGUUGGUGAUCUUAGGUUCAAGGAUCCUCGACCACCUUUGCCUUGGACUGGAAUUCAUUACGCAGUGAAAAAAAAGGAUAAAGCGGCACAAAUUGAUUCUAAAACUGGAAACAUUAUUGGCGAAGAUGACUGUUUGUAUCUCAAUUUGGCCACUAAUUCCUUAUCAGGAAAAAAACCUGUAAUGGUUUGGAUUCACGGCGGAGCAUUUUCUGCUUCUUCGGGGGAUUUAGACUCUUUUGGUCCAGAUUAUUUGCUUAAACACGAUAUUGUCUUUGUUUCGAUUAAUUACCGACUUGGCAUAUUUGGUUUUCUGAAUAUGGAGGUAGAAGAAUGUCCAGGAAAUCAGGGAUUGAAGGACCAAGUUUUUGCUCUGAAAUGGGUUCAACAAAAUAUAGAAUCAUUUGGAGGCGAUAAGGAGAAUGUAACUAUUUUUGGAGAGAGUGCCGGAUCUGCAUCAGUUCAUUAUCAUUGCAUUUCCCCCCUUACUACAGGACUUUUUCAAAAAGCAAUUUGCCAAAGUGGUGUUGUCAUUAAUCCUUGGGCUUUCCAAGAUAGAAAUAAGGACUUUGCCUUUGAAAUAACUUCUGCAUUAGGGAAAAAAACAUCCGACCCAAUCGAAGCUGUGAGAUUUUUGCGCACAGUGGCAUCUCAAAAAGUUUUAGAAACACAAAUGAAAGUGCCCUUCAAGAAUUCAACCACAAUCAACAUUCCAUUUUUACCAACUCUGGACACAAAAAGUUCCAAUCCGUUUUUACCUCGACCAUUGGCUGAUUUAUUGAAAGAAGACAUUAAAGUUCCUUUGAUAAUUGGCUAUAAUAGCCACGAAGGAAUGAGAUUCACUGAAACUCAAGAGGAAAUGUUUAAGAGUUUAAAUAAUACGUUUGAAGAGAGAGUUGCCGCUGACCUGAAUUUAAGCGACAAGAGUAACGUCCCUAUGUUUGCCAAAGAUAUAAAAGAAUUUUACUUUAAAAAAGAACCUAUAACUCUCAAAGAACGAGAGAAUCUGAUCCAGUACAGAGGUGAUUAUAUGUUUGCAAACGGAAUUCAAAUCAUAGUCGAAAGACAAAUGGAAAGAAAGACACCUACCUAUUUUUACAGAUUUUCAUACAAUGCUGAAAGUUCUCUUUUGAAGAGAAUUGCAGCCAAUGUAAAUAUUGAAGGUGCUGAUCAUGCAGACGAGAAUUACUUAUUAUUUUAUAGACCUCUUUUGGGCAGGGAAAGGCAGUUAAAAAUGGGAACAAAAGAUUAUUUAGCAAUGGAACGCAUGUCGAAAAUGUGGUGCAAUUUUGCUAAAACUGGUGAUCCCACGCCCAAAAUUGACGAGGUGAUAAGCACGAAGUGGUCACCAUUGUUACCUAAUAAGAAAAAUUAUCUCGAAAUUAAUAAUGAACUUUUAUCAAGUGAAGAUCCGAGCAAAGAAUCUUGGAAUCUUUGGAAGCCCAUACUACAAAGUACAAAUUUAAAAUACAUGAUGAACCUGAUGACAACAUUAAUAAAGUAAUUCAAUAUACACAAGGCUUUUUCAUAAUUUAAAGAAGAAGCUUACAUUUAGGAGGAAUUACUACAAAACCAUCUUUAAGUCCUAGGUAGGGUGGUUUUUCGCCUGGAGCCAAUUCAAAUGUGAAUGUUUGUAGAAGGCAGAUGGUAAACAAAAGUAAACUAUGUUUUGCUAAAACAUCUCCUAUGCAUUUUCUACGACCUGGUAAUCAAACAAAAUGUAUUUCAAUAUUUCGAAUAGUUACUUGCUUUUUUCCAACAUGAAUAAUGAGUCCAAAUUAUUUACUGAAAAUUACCUGCACCAAAAGGAAUGAGCCACUGAUCGUCUACAAAUUCUCCCUUUUCAUUGAUAAAUCUUUCAGGUCGAAAUAUUUUAGGAUCUCCCCAAUAUUUCUCAUCCAUGUGAACACUGGCCAAAUUCGCUGAUAAAAUAUAAUCCUUCUUUAUGUCAUAUCCCAAUAACGUAGAAUCAGUAGUUGCUCGAUGGUUAACAGUAACUGGUGCAAUAUUUACCAUUC
This is a messenger RNA of Belonocnema kinseyi, 2234 nucleotides long. Its product is annotated as esterase FE4-like. The coding region runs from base 107 to 1720 and encodes 537 amino acids. The transcript is spliced from 10 exons. The record is from RefSeq and is a predicted model, not a curated record. Lineage: Eukaryota; Metazoa; Arthropoda; Insecta; Hymenoptera; Cynipidae.